This is a messenger RNA of Psylliodes chrysocephalus, 9207 nucleotides long. Lineage: Eukaryota; Metazoa; Arthropoda; Insecta; Coleoptera; Chrysomelidae. The record is from the annotation of a GenBank genome assembly.
UAAAUUAGAACAUAGAUUAUUUAUUUCUUUAUUGCAAUACAAUAAAUGUUAUUUCCAUAACAAAACCCCAAUGCUCUGUGCUCUUAUACGUUAUUUUAUUUUCAAGUAGUUUGAAAGGUUGGUUUUUAAUUUUAGAUGAACUUACCCUGUUUGUUUUAAUCAGAACAAUUUUCAGUAUAUUUAAUCUAACAUUUUUUCAAGGUAAUGUUUGUUAAAAUUGCAUUUAUUUCAUUUUUAUUCUAAAAUCUAAACGAAAAAUCAAACAUGACAUGUGCAUGACAGAGAAAUAUGACUUCUGACAUCUGUCAAAAAUGUGAUUAUAAAACUGUUUUAUCAACACGUGCGCACUAAAUAUAAUUUACCUUUAUUUGCAUAUCCAGUUCAAUAAAUAAUAUCAAUGCAUAUCAAAAUUUGUUAAACUAUUCCCUGGGUAUGUAGUUAUUAGAUUUAUAAACUACAUUAUUUUUUGUUUUUAUACCGGAACAUCCGGAACAUUCGAUCCGCCAUUGUGGAUUUUGAAGUUAGAAGUACAAACUGUGUACAAACUUGCUCCCCAUUUUUGGCAUGAAAAUUUCCAAAUUACAUUAUAAUGGAUUUAUAAAAUAUGUAUAUGUGUUAAUAUUUUCUGCGUAUUGCGAAAUCCAGUGAAUGAGAAACAGAUCUACAUAAGUAAAAAAUGGACCCGGACGACGCUAUACAACAACUUCUUAAGAAUACAGGGUGGUCAUGCGAUGACUUAUUGCAAAGAUUACAAAAAAUUAAGCAUUCCACCGCUGAUGAUGUGACUAAUGAAGAAUCAACCUCCCAAGAUAAGUCAGCAUUUCUAACUGAACCAAUUUCCCAAUAUAAUUCAUUGAUCCGUAAAGAUUCGACCGCACAAGAAAUUGUUUCCAAGUUAAAAGAAAGUAAUGAAACCAAAGAUUCAAAUGUUAGCAGUACCAAUGAAAAUGUUUCAAAAAACAUAGUUCCCAAUGUAAACAUAAAAUGUGGCGAAACUUCUGAUAUAACUAAAGAUUUAAUAUCUAGUAGUACAACUGAUGACAAACAAUUAGAAGGAACUUUUUCAGAUACCGAUGAGGAGGAAGAACUAGUGAAUACAACAAAUACCGACAUUAUAAACGAAAUUAUAGACGAUAUAUCUACUUCAGAUAGUCCAAAACCCAAACCUGAUAAUGCACUACCAACAUUAGAAAAAUUGAUUCUUCCUACAAAUGAUAAAACCGAGUUUACAGAAGUUAGAGUAAUAGAAGUGGACGAAGAAGCAGAAAAAAGUGAUAGUAUAAAAAAUAAUACUAUAAAUAUUGACAAAGGAGACAUAAGAAACCAACCACUUACAGAUGAAUACGAAACUAUCACUAUACAAACGGAACCACCAGAAAUUAAUAAAAAAAAUGAAGAUAAUAAAAAAAUUGAAUACGUGGAAAUACAUCCAAGGAAACGGUAUAAACUUGUGGAAAAAAGAUCUAUAUCUUCGGGAUUGACAGAAAGGCCUCUACCGAGUAACAUUAAACUUAUCAAGAGGCUUCCUUUAUCGCCACCCCCGUUGAUUGCGAGUCAGCGUGCCCCAGUUCAUGUUGGAACGUCAAGUAAUAGUCCAGUGCUUCAAAAACCAGCCACUUACGUGUUAAAAAAGAAAAUUAUACCAUCAGAUGGACCGAUUUCUAGAAAAAUUGUUACAAAUAAAUUUGUUGAAAUAAGGAAGGUAAAACAACUUCCUAUACAGCGUGUCGUAAAAUCAGAUACUUAUAAAAACAUUACAAUUUCCUCUACACAACAAGAAACAAAUGUUAAAAACAUCGACAGUGGACAUAAAACAGUUAAAGAAAGUCGGGAAACUAACGAAAGGACCAAUGAAAAGGUGGAAAACGUAACUUUCAUUAAUAACGAGAAGGCUAGUGAUCUCAAACGUCUUUUACAAACUGCAAUCAAGAAACCAACUAUACCGCCAUUAAAUAACGAAAGAACCAAUGAACAAGUGGAAAACGUAACUUUCAUUAAUAACGAGAAGGCUAGUGAUAUCAAACUUUUUUCACCAAUUGCAAUUAAAAAACCAACCAUAGCUCCAUUAAAUAACGAAAGAACCAAUGAACAAGCGGAAAAACUAACUUUCAUUAAUAAUGAGAAGGCUAGUGAUAUCAAACUUUUUUCACCAAUUGCAAUUAAAAAACCAACCAUAGCUCCAUUAAAUAACGAAAGAACCAAUGAAAAGGUGGAAAAACUAACUUUCAUUAAUAACGAGAAAGCUAGUGAUAUCAAACUUCUCUCACCAAUUACAAUUAAAAAACCAACCAUACCGCCAUUAAAUAACGAAAGAAUCAAUGAAAAGGUGGAAAAACUAACUUUUAUUAAUAACGAGAAGGUUAGUGAUAUCAAAUUUCUCUUGCCAACUGCAAUUAAGAAACCAACAAUACCGCCAUUCAUCAAACCGAUUUCAAGACUAAGGAAAUUGCUUCCUAAAGUAGAAUCAAAGGAAAAAAAACCGUGUUUACAUAUUAAGCCAUAUAGCCAAACAAAUAUCAAACCGUCUUUAUUGCCAGCUAAUUUAGCAUCAGUAUCCAAAAACAUCAGUGAACCAGUGCUUUCAAAUUCAUUUCUAAAAGUACCUCCAUAUGUUCCUGUUGAUGCUUUAGAUUUUAAUACAUUAUUAACCACUCAAAAGUCUGAACUGAGUACCCAACCUUCCAAUAAACUGUCCGAUGCAGUGGCAAUAGGAAAAAUAGUGAAAAAACUCCCGCCAGUUUCUGAAGAUAGCGACGAAGAAAUUAAUUCCUCAGAAAUUCCUUCUACGAAGACCUUGGAUGAACUUAGAAAUAGCUUAAAAUUACAGUUAAAUUCUUUACGAACUCGAAAGAAGAAAACUUUCCUCGCUAUACCUUCAACACAAUCGAUAGAUAAUAAUAUGGAAUGUAGUAAAAAAUUGUCUCUAUUAGAAGCUGAGGAAAGCCAAAUUAAAAUUUCAGAUGGUCAAGAUUUCUCGAAUCAAAAAUCACUAGAUAUUUGUGAAGAAGUACCUACCUUUUCUAAUACAAAUGAAACUAACCAGGCGUCUCCAGAAAAGUGUCUAAGUGAUAAUGAACUUUAUACCCAGACUAAUGAACUAGGGUUGAUAAUAUUAAAUGUACAAGGUGGAGUCGAAUUAGAUGAACUAGACAACGAAAUUAUGGACACAAAUACUGCAGAAGACGCAAAAGACAAUACAGAAGAUAAUUCAGAAGAAUCAGAACAAGAUACAGAAGAAAUCAGGGUAUUGGAUCAAUUAAGAAAUAUAAUUAAUAAAUCAAAAAUAAAAAAUCUCGAAAAGAGUAAUAGUUCCUCAGAAAUGAAACUUUCCACAAGUACACCUACGAAGAUUGACGAAGAGAAAAAAAUGGAUAUAUCCUCCCUCUCUGGCGAAAAUUCCCAGUCUUCAGAAAUCGAAGAAAAGUCUCCUUUCGUUAGUGAUACUUUAGAUGAAUUUUUAAUAGAAUCUCGAUUGAACAUUAGUUAUCAAGUUCCAAAAUUGGGAGCAGAAGAUGGUUUACAGAAAUUUUCAGAACCUAAAACAUCACCUUCGAAACUAAUUUUAAAAAAGCUGGUGAAAGAACCACCCGCUCAAAAGAUCAAAAGUACUACAGUGAUAAAAGCGAAAACUGUUGCCCAAAAAAGAAGACUAUUAGAAAGAGAGAGAAAAAAGGAAUUGAAAAGAUUAGAAAAAAUUAAACUCAAACAAAAUAAAUUAAAACCGAAGCUCGAAAUAAAGAAAGAAGUAAAACAAAUGAAAGAAAUAGAAUACAAAGAUAAAGGUUAUGUUUUAUUUAAAGAUAACAGAAUUUGGGUAAAUAGUUAUUGCCCUAAUAAAUGUAUAGCUCGAAUAGAUUGUACUAAAGAAGCUAAAGAUCCGACUUUGACCCCAAGAAGCAUUCAAAAGAAAAAAUGGUCACUGUUAUAUCCAAAACGUAAGAUGGAUUCUAAAGUUCGAUAUCGACCAGGACCGUUGUGCCAAAAACAGAAUCUACAAGUAUCUGGAAAUGAAAAAUGGGAAUCCCAUUUAUUAAAACUGCCCGAGUUAAAACUAGAAGUUACACCGAAGGUUGGGCAGAGGUUUUGUGAUGAUGUUUUACAUAGAUUUUCUUCUAUUAUCGGCGGAGAAUUAGAUGUAAAUUCAAUUGAGUUCGCAUUAUCAAUGGUUCAAACUGAACCUAAAGAGAAACCAGCAACUUUUGAAUUUCCUUUGCAGUUUCAAAAUAAGGUCGAAAAUGUUUUAGUUCGGCGAAAAAGAUCGCUAAUUGCGCAGAGUAAUAUCGAAAUCGGUGAAAAAUUUGAUACAAUCAAAAGUUCUAAAGACCCAGUGGCAGAUGUAAUAGAGGACUUAAUCAGAUACAUUGAAAUUAAAGAACUAGCCCCAUCAUUAAUAAAAGAAGAUGAGACUCAUAUGAAGGUUGAAGAAAAAUUAGAUAAAUUGCUAUCUCCAGUUAUUGAAAAUAACGUAAGCGUAUUCAAAAAACCACACAGGAAGCGAUCCAAGGUAGAAUACGAGUUACUUAGGUUAAAUUGCAAAGUUGUAAAUGUAGAAGUAGAAGAGACUGAGCAAAAGAAAUGUAACAAACCUUUUUGUGAAUUAGGUUGUUUAUGCAAAAGUCUAAAAUGCGAAUACAUUGCUACUCAUCAUUGCCAAAAAGUGGCUUGCAUGUUUGAAUGCACUUGCCCAAAGGAAAAAGCUCUAAUAUAUGACAGACUAACUCUACCUCCUGGUACUAAUGUUCUAUCUGAAGAUGCUGUUACUCGAAUUGAAGACGAAGCUAAGAAGAAUUUAGCCAAAGUUGAAAGAGAAUUUACUCAAACAGUUAUACACACUAGUAAUAAAACAAUAGUUGUUGGCAUUGGCAGUAGAACUAAAACUAGAAGAAGUGCUAAAAUUCCCGCCAAAUUUACAGAUUUUGUACCUUCUACCGAAAUUAGUUGCGACGAAGAGAAAUUGUCUAGUAUUUGCCAUGUGAGUAUAGCAAAUAUAAAUUUAUCUCAAAUAAUUCCUUAUUGUUUGACUCACAAUGUAUAUGAUUGCUAUUGUAAGGGCAAAGCUUUAGAGACACCUAUAUCUAUACCGGCGAGUAAACUUUCAAAUAAUGUAUCUAAUGAAGUUAUAACCCCAACUCACAAACUUGCACUAAGACCAAAAGCGCCUAAAAAAUACAAUUAUGGAGGCGAAGAGGAAGUGGAGGUAAAACCUAAAAUGCCUAAAAAAGAUAGUCUUUAUACAAAAUAUAAUGAAAAAAUGAAAAUUAAAGAAGCCAGGACUUCUUCUCAAAUAAACAAAAUUAUUGAUGCAAAGAAAUCAAAUAUCUUUAAAAAACAGAAACCAGUAUAUAUUCCAGAAAAAAGUUCUACGCCAUACAAGGUUGAAACCGAAACAAGUUCUAGUUCAAGUUCCCAGGUUGAUGGCGAAACAAGUUCUAUGUCGUCCAAGGUUGAUGCCGAAACAAGCUCCAAUUCUGGUGACAGCUGGUCUCCCUCUAAACGUCCUACGCGUAAUAUCAAGAAACGUACAUUUAGCGAAGAUUUUGUCGAAUACUAUGAAAAUCCAACCGUCCAUUCCGAAUGUUCUAGGGUGAAACCAAUAGCUAAAAAGUAUCUUAAGUCCUACAAAUAUAGUUCAGACGUUUUUAAUUUCGAUUUCAUUUUUAAUAUAACCGAUGCUGACUUAUUUAAAAUAAGACUUCAACAAACUACUCCGGGUAACGCUUCAACAGAAGCUGAAUUACUUAAACAGGCGCUAGUUCAGGAACAAAUGUCAGAACAGUUGAAACAAACGCAGGGCAAGAGUAAAAGGAAGCAGACAUUGUCAUCACGCUACGAUGGCGAUUUGCACGCAUCUAAUAAAGCUUUCAUAGAUGCUGCCAUUCAAAGAAGGAAAAAAGUAAUACGAAAAAGUUCCGAUAUUGGACCUGUGUUUGAAGGUGAAAUUAUUGUUGAUGAACAAAAUAUGGACUUGCUGAAAAAAAUGGGACCCAAAACCGUAGCUGAAGGCUAUGCUAGGUUAUUGCCCUGGCAUGCAUUAAUGGAUAGCUUUCAUAAUAAUACCAUCAGUAUUUGGAGCAUGGUGGAUCAACCAUCUAGGUUAUUGAUCAAUAAAGUUGAUAAAAAAUGUCCUAAAAAUUAUGUUAAUAUUAAAGACACGACUCAGAUGACUGAAGUAAUCGUAUGGAUUUUAAAAGAUAAGCUUCCUUCUCAUUAUCACGAAGACUCUUUGUCGUUUAUUUUAAAAGAAACUAAGGAUCACUUUGAAAUUUGUGGUAUUUGCACUAAAAACGUAGAGCAACACCAAAGUAAAACUAAACAAGUUACUCCAUUGAUGUUUAAAGACGAAUACGAAGAUGAAGAGAAAAAGUCGAGAGAAAAAGGUGAAAUCUUUUAUCACAAAGACUUGCAUGGCAUUGAAAGAACGUUAAUGUUGUACAAGGAAAAUAAGUUUCCACCUCAAGACUUGAAAUCUAUUAAAAUCGGAGAUUAUUUAACACAACAUUUAACGGUACGAUUGCCUAAAAUAAAUAAUUAUCUAAAAUGGCGGAUGAUCUAUUUGAAUUCAGAUUUUACGUUUCUUCAUUUUAAAAGUGCACAAUAUUCGAUUCGAUACACAGAUUUACAUGUUAUAUCAGGGUAUGCAAAUAAAAAUGAUGGGACGGUGGCAUUAAUAAAUAAAGAACUACAAAACGUAUACGACCACGUCUUAUUUGGUAUAUAUUUUGAUGGAAAACUUUGCGAUCGAGUUUUCAUUGGACCGUAUUACAUAAACAAAGAUAUGGACGAUGAUGUAGAAACUUUGAGGUAUAUCAACCAAACUCUUAUUUCAAGUGAAAGUUUUAAUAAGAUGAGAGGAAAAGGAGACUAUAAAUGCGGGCAUUGGUUAAUGCAAUCCAAUAUCAAACAGAAAUCAUGCUCAAAAGAGGAAAUUAGUAAUGACACAAGUACUAUAGAUCUGACCUCAGAAACUGAAGAAAAACUGCGCACACAUUCUUCUUUUAUAAUACAUAAUGAUGAAGUGAUAAAAAUUGUUGACGCUCCACCAAGAAGUCCGGAAGAUUUUAACAGAUAUAUUAGCACUAAUAUUCCGUAUUUUGGAUACUUGGGUGCCUUUACACAUCCAAAUGGAGUGAUAGAUGUCUCUUGGCCAUUUGAGAAUAAACUUCUGAGAUUUAAGAGUGAAACGUGUGCCACUUCGUUUUUGCAAGAUCGUUUUUCGUCACUUCUUCAAUGUGUCCCAGAAACUUUCAACAUUAACAUUAUUGUAUCUGUCAAAAUUGAUUUAUCAGAAAAACCAAUUAAUUCCUGCGUUCUUAACGGACAUUAUAUUUGUGGUGAAUUUGGCUACUAUAAUAUUUUGACAUUAACUGAUAAUGAAUGUCUGGAGAAGGUUGGUUUUACAAAGGAAGAUGUAUUAAAACUGUUUGCAAAACGAGCGCAGACUUUCAUUAGAAAAAAGAUAGACGAACUUGCUGAAAUUCUGAUGUUACCAAAACCGAAAUCUGACAUUCGUGAUUUAUCAUAUAUUAUAGAUAAGGCAAAUGAGGAAAUCUCAAAACAAACGAAGUUCGAAACAAGUUAUAUGCAAAGGAAAAAGCAACUAUUCUUUAGAAAACGGGAAAAUGCUCUAAAACUACACAGGAUCAUGUUAACCUUACCACCGGAUCAAAGAAAUAUAGAAAAUUUAAAAUUCCGCGAAAUUGUUCGCAAAAGAGAACCAAUCGAAGUUCAUGACUCAGAUGAGGAAAUACGUAGAUUUGACCAACGAAAUAAGAUUUUUAAAACUCCACCUCCAGUAACAUAUUCAUUCAAAGCAGGUAGUAAAACAAAGCUCAAAUCCGUGCUGAAACCUCUAGUAUCAGUACCAGUAAGUCAGUCAACUUCAUUUUUGGUAAGAGGCCAACCUCCAUCUUCAUCUGAAGCAGAUCCGCUAACCACAAAUGAACCAAAAUCCGAAUCUACAUUAAUAAAAGGCGUAAAAUUAGUAAAAACACCAAAGGGAUACUUGAUAGUAUCGGAUGGUAGUAAAAAUGAAGAACAAAACAAAUCUGUUUUAGCAGCAGGUUCAAAGAAAAAUGCUAUUUACAAUCAGCAACAAGAUAAUGCAGAUAGCGGUUCAUCCUCUAUCGAUGUGUCUGCAUCUAAUCUACCUUCUAGCGAUAAUUCUGUACCUCCACUAAGCAAUAUUAUUUCAUCUAAUCCAUCUCUUGUAAAUAUUUUAGAAACCAACCAAUCCUCAAGUAGUAUUAAUUCCUCACACGUACCUUCUAAUAGUAUUUCAGUGUCCAGAUUCAAAAAUAACAAUAUAGACAAAGAAGAUAUGUACAAUAUAGACGAAACUAUAAUUAUAGAUCUGGACCUAGAUGAAGAAGUUGGUGCAACGAGUGAUAACGUAACUGAGUUACAUAUUAUGGGUGAUACAAUUGUUAAAAAAGUUAAGGAUAAUUUACCGAAUAACGAGUCAAAUCUCGAAAUUUCCAAAUAUGUUGCAACAAAAUGUAAUAUAUCAAAUAACCAAAAGAGUGAUGAACGAGAAGAUGUCAAUGAACCAACAAUGGUGAUAGACUUAGAUCAGAUGUUUGAGGACGCAUUAGAAAAUAAUAAAGGAAAUAUAGAUGAGAGUAUAGCUACAAUAACGAAAGUUACUCACAAAAUGUUAGGUGAAAUUAUAAAUUUAGACGAAUCGGAAGAUGACGAUAUAAUCGAAGUAAAAAAUAAAUCUCCUCUGAUGCCUGAAUUUGUGAACGUGAACGAUAGUUUUAACGAUAAAAUGGAUUAUUCGGAUGAUAUGAACAUUAGUAUCCAUAGUGCGGAAAAAACAGAUGUAUUAGAAAGUGCGGAACAAACAUCCGAAGUGUGCAAUCAGUUGUAGUGGAAUUCGGAAAUAAUAGGCAACAAUGGAAUGUGUGAAGAAAGCUUUCAUAUGUCAUUGCGCCAAGGUUAGGUUGAUAUUCUGAGGUUACUGGACAAGUUACAUUUUUCACUUGCGCGCGGAGACGGGGGACAAAUAUAGGAAACGCAACGAUCGCAACAACGAUGGCGUCAUCUACGCGUCUCGGAUGUUAACUAAAGGUACUCGUAGUUUGUAGACAGACCAGUGUUGCCAAAUAUAUUUUUUUGAUAGAUCGUACAAGUAGAGUAGGAAAAUGGUAUUUCGACAAAAAAAUCGUACAAAAGGUACAUGUAUAGCAUAAUAUAGCUUAAAUGGAA